CGUGGUUACUCGUUCGUGUAUGAUCUUUUAUUCUCGUGCUCACAGUUUUUUAGCUUAGUUAAAUAAUUUUAUCGAAUUAAAAAUGGUUUUUUUGAGUCGUACUCAGACCGUUUGUCUUGCUUAUAUAUUGCAUAAAAAAAAACAGGAAAAACGAAAAAAUAGGCGUUUUUGGGUUCAUCCUCUAAACUUGAAAAGGCCUCGGGGAGGCCAAUUUCAAGUUACGUUUAUGACUUUAAGAUUCCAUCCAGACGAGUUCUUAAAGUACUACCGUAUGUCAAUUUCAUCAUUUGAUGAACUGUUAUUACGAGUAAAGCAUAGAUUACAAAAAAAAAAUACAAUUCUUGGAGAUUCAAUACCACCUGAAGAAAGAUUGUCAGUGACAUUAAGAUACUUGGCUACUGGGACAAAUUUUUCGUCUUUACAUUUCGACUUUUUGAUGGGAGUAUUGACCAUAGCCAAAGUAGUUAAUGAAACGUGUAUGGUGGUUUGGGAUGAGUUACAACCCACUGAAAUGGCACCACCCACUCAAGAAAAUUGGUUGGAAAUAGCGGAUGGUUUCUACAAUAUAACUCAAUUUCCUAAUUGCGUUGGAGCUGUCGAUGGUAAACACAUCCGGUUGCAAUGUCCAAAAAACAGUGGUACUCAGUAUUACUUUGGAUGA
This is a messenger RNA of Metopolophium dirhodum (rose-grain aphid), 661 nucleotides long. RefSeq lists its product as uncharacterized. The transcript is spliced from 4 exons. The record is from RefSeq and is a predicted model, not a curated record. NCBI's taxonomy places the organism in Eukaryota, Metazoa, Arthropoda, Insecta, Hemiptera, Aphididae. Bases 83 to 661 code for a protein of 192 amino acids.